Molecule: messenger RNA, 4853 nt
Organism: Xiphias gladius (swordfish)
Lineage: Eukaryota; Metazoa; Chordata; Actinopteri; Istiophoriformes; Xiphiidae
Gene: sort1b
Product: sortilin 1b
Exons: 20
Coding region: 47-2518 (823 amino acids)
Biological process (GO): endocytosis; Golgi to endosome transport; vesicle organization
Cellular component (GO): membrane; Golgi apparatus
Molecular function (GO): protein binding
Source: RefSeq, a predicted model, not a curated record
UUUUUUCUAUGUUUUGUUUUUUUGGACGGUGACACUAGCAACGAGGAUGAGACUUUUGCUGCGCUGUGUCCUGCUAUUAUCUGUUUCCACUUUCGCAGCCGGUCUCGAUUUUCAGCCGGGACCCAGACCCUCCGGACGGUCGGUUUUUGUGAGGCAUUCAAACGCCGAGGAGAAAGCUGCGAAGCUCGCAAAGAGGUCUCUGCCCGCAUGGCUGGCCGCAUCACCGAAUCACAAGAUCAGACGGAGGAGCGCCGAGCAGGGCGACUCCUGCAGUGCUCUUCACGGGCAUGACACCAAGUUAGCAGACAACACCCACCGUUAUACCUUCAAUGACCUGAGUGGUUCAGUGUCACUGGCCUGGGUUGGAGAUGGCACAGGGGUCAUCCUGGCUUUGACGACUUUUCAGGUGCCCUUCUUCAUGAUAAGACUUGGGCAGUCCAAACUCUAUCGAAGUGAGAACUAUGGGAAGUCAUUUCAGGAUGUCACCAACCUCAUCAACAACACCUUCAUCCGAUCAGAGUUUGGCAUCGCUAUUGGCCCCGAGAACUCUGGGAAGGUGAUCCUGACAGGCGAUGUGUCCGGAGGUCAUAGAUCUCGGAUCUUUGUCUCUGACGACUUUGGAAAAAGUUUCACCCACAGGGACCUGCCCUUCAUCCCCCUGAUGCAGAUCACAUACAACCCUGACAAUUCCAAAGUGCUGCUGGUCCUCAGCAACAAUAAUGAAAUGUGGCUGUCUGAAGAUUUUGGCAGCAACUGGAAAAAGGUCCAUGACAUGGUGUGUCUGGUGAAGUGGGGAAGGAAAAAUACCAUCUUCUUUACAGCCAGCCUCAACGGGUCCUGCAGUGAUCGGGGAAUGCUCGAAUUGAGGAGGACUACAGACUAUGGUAAAACCAUCAAGACUGUCGCCAGUAAGAUCUACUCUUUUGGCCUGGGUGGACGCUUCCUCUUUGCCUCUGUAAUGACAGGCAAGGGGACUCUGAGGAUGAUCCACGUGUCGGUGGACCAGGGUGAGACAUGGAACAUGGCCCAGCUGCCCCCUGUUGGCCACGAGCAGUUCUACUCCAUCCUGGCAGCCAACGAUGAAAUGGUCUUCAUGCAUGUUGACGAGCCAGGAGAUACAGGCUUUGGUACCAUAUAUGUAUCAGAUGACCGGGGCACUGUGUACUCCAAGUCACUGGAGCGGCACCUUUAUACCACAACAGGGGGUGAUACAGACUUCACUAAUGUCACCUCCCUGCGUGGAGUUUUCAUCACCAGUGUCCUGGGUGAAGGGGACUCUGUGCAGUCUGUGGUGUCCUUUGAUCAGGGAGGGGAAUGGGUUCCUUUGAGGAAACCUGCCAACAGCAAGUGUGAUGCUACCGCCAAGGACCCAGACAAGUGCAGCCUCCACAUCCACGCAGCCUACAGUACUGCUAUGAGACUGAAUGUCCCCAUGCUGCCUCUGAGUGAACCAAAUGCUGUGGGUCUCAUUUUAGCUCAUGGGAGUGUUGGUGAUGCCAUCUCAGUGAUGAGGCCUGAUGUGUAUGUGUCUGAUGAUGGAGGGUACACUUGGAUAAAGGGCCUCAAUGGACCUCAUCACUACGCCAUUCUGGACUCUGGAGGGCUGCUGGUGGCUGUGGAGCACACCCCCACUCAACCUGUCAAAACGAUCAAGUUUUCUACUGAUGAAGGACAGUGCUGGGGUGUGUACAACUUCACCGAAGACCCCAUCUACUUUACUGGGCUGGCGUCAGAGCCGGGCGCUCGCUCUAUGAAUGUCAGUAUCUGGGGCUACAGAGAUUCCCUCCUCAGCCAGUACUGGAUCUCCAUUACCAUUGACUUCAGGGAUCUUCUCACCAGAGACUGUGACGACAAGGACUAUGUGCAGUGGCUGGCCCACUCAGAUGACAUCAGCGACCCCAACGAUGGUUGCAUGCUGGGCUACAAAGAGAGGUUCCUGCGUCUCAGAAAGGACUCUGUUUGCUGGAACGGACGAGAUUACCAGGUCAACACCCAGCCAGCCCCGUGUCCAUGCACUUUGGAUGACUUCCUGUGUGACUUCGGAUACUACCGUCAAGAGAACAGCUCAGAAUGUGUAGAGCAGCCGGACCUGAAAGGGAAAGUGCUAGAGUUCUGUCUGCACGGCAAAGAGGAGCAACUGCAGACUAGUGGCUACAGGAAAAUCCCUGGAGAUAAGUGUGAGGGAGGAGAGAUGCCUGAGCGUAAAGAGAUUGACCUCAGUAAGAGGUGUGUGAGUGACCUGGUGGGCCCAGAACUUCUGAUAGACAAUCACUCCUCCAAGUCUGUACCCAUUGUGAUAACAAUCAUCAUCGUCAUGCUGCUGAGCAUAGCAGCAGGAGUUGUCUUUGUCAAGAAAUAUGUCUGUGGUGGCAGGUUCUUGGUUCACAGAUACUCUGUGCUGCAGCAGCAUGUUGAAGACAAUGCAGCUGAGGGGAUAGAUGAACCGCUCGAGACCAACCACACUCAAAACGGCAAGAUAGAGUUUCAUGACGAUUCGGAUGAGGACCUGCUUGAAUAGGAGGCACAACCUGUCAUGCAACUAAGUAACAGGUUUCCAGUCCACCCCGUGGCGGGCCGCUGUUCCUGUCACACUUGUCCCCAGCUCCUUCUUCCUUUCACCCUCUAGUAUGACCUUUGGCCUCAGCUACCAGACGAACAGUCUGUGUCACUCUGCUGUCAUCUGUGAAGUAUAAUGAAUGUAUGGAGGCGUCCUGGGACUAAUGCACAGUUGAGGAGAACUAAGGAGAUCUUGUAGUGAUGUGCUUCAGUUAUUCUAUUGAGUUUGAAUCUCCAAGUUAAAUGAAGAACUUAUGCAGUAAUUUGAACUGCUGACAGAGCCAGAGUAAUGGUUUUAAGGCAAAGCUAUUGGUAGAAAUCCACCACCAUUGCAUUAUGGGUCCGGCCUCUCCCAUCACCUGGGAGUGCUCCUGGAAAUACUGUUGAAGAUCUUUGUCCUUUUUCGCAUGCAUGUGUAGAUAAACCUGUUUUUUUAUUUUGUUUUUUUUUUUGUUUUUUUUUUGUUUUUUUUGCCAUUUUUGAUGUGUUAUCAAUUUGGAUGGUGUUAAAAAGAUUGCUGUUGUAAGCUGGUAAAUAGUUCUCCCAAACCACUAGAGUCUUACUCCCUACUUUUAAUGAAGCAUUUGUUGGUCAAAAAGCGUGCCCCGGACACCCAAGAAUAUGUAAAUUUGAGGUUUUCAGCCUCCUUUCUUGGCAUUGAUUUGUGAAAUCCCUUGUUGUAGUCUGUACUUGGAAAACAAGCCUGCAUACUUUUUGGUACUCCAUGGCGUUGAGAUCCAUGGUCAAAGUAAUAAGACACAAGUGGACAUUUCCAUUUGCAUUAGGUUUGAUAGCAAUAAGAUGUUUAGAUCCAGUAUAUCAUGCACGUUAAAUAAUCCUAUUGGCACAAUAUCUCUAAAGUCUCCAGUUGUGCAAUCCGAUGAAUGGAGACGUUUUUGCGUGAAACGCAUUACGCGUCAGCGAAUAGGGUGUUAAGGUGUGUCUGUUUAAAGACAGAAUUUGUUGAAACAUUAAUGUCUGCAGUUCUAACUGCCUAAAGCACAAGGUCCUUUGUAUGCUAAGAGUUUGUAGUUUAACAUUUUUCCUAAUUGUGACAUAAUGAUUAAUGUGAUAAUACUGUAAUAGUCACUGUAGUCAUAUACAAGUCUUAUUUAUAAUCAUUCGAGCAGUUUUUGUACUAACAAACUUUUGAACUUCUGUGGCAAAUGACAAAGAUGUUAAGAAAUGAAAGAAAUAAUUUUAGUUUGAUAGUAAAUGUCACAAAUAUUUUUUGCAACCCAUUCAGAUAACCCAACACAUUCGUGUAAUUUGGUGACAGAAACCCAGUUCAAUGAUGUAAAUGUUGUAUAGCAUAAUUAACACUAGCCUAUUAGUUAAUAGACAUGGUUGUAUAAGCUGCAACACUUUUUUUUUUUUUUUUUUGGUAUUUGCAUCUGAGAUGGAGCAAGUACUCUAAAUAACAGGGUUAUUGAAAGUCUCUCAUCUGUGUCUUUUACAGUAAAUUGCUGUCUUCUUUUUAAUCAUCCUGAUACUACUGUCAUUUUGAAGCUAAACUGGGUUGGCCAAUGCCUCUCAACAGAUCUGUCAUGCCAGAUCACGUCAAAUCUUACAGGAUUUUUUUUUUUCUUCUUUUAAACAUUUAUUGCACAAUCAUUUGUCUGUCUUGUUUUAAAUAUGUUGCUUUCAUACAGUCUUUAUUUAUUUGUGACUGGUAGGUUCAGAGUGCAGUAAACUGGAUGUGGUUAUGCAAGUGCCUGGUGUGAGGAUAUGAUGUGAGGCCGUCCCAAUGUGUGGCCAGCGUCUAUCUACUGAUGAUUAUUUAUAUCAACUAAGGUGUAAUCAGUUUCAUCCGGUAUGUCAGCGACACCCCUUAGCCGUAAUUGUUGGCCAAGAUGAAUCCCGGAGCAGUAAAGAACAUGCCUGUUUCAUAUGGGCUGCCAUUAAACUGCAUGUUAACUCUCAGUAAUAUUUAAAUCCACAGAGCUCUGUACAGAAAAAGGCCUACAAUAGCCGGGUUGCUCUCUCUUUCCUGUCUUAGUGUGAGACUAAAUUCUGGCUGUGAUACUUUGACAAGAGUCAACUCAAAUAAAAAAACACAGAACGGAUACAGGGUCAUUAUGCAGCUGCUAUACACUGGGAGGGACUCGCUGAGUUCUUAUUUAAUGAGGGUUUCUUGCAUUAAGUGAGGGUAACACAUUUUUCUUACAGUUUAAAAUUGCUGUAUAAAUUAAUGACUCAUUGUGAUGGUUCUGUAAAUAUACAAGGUUACAUCUUUGUAUCUGAUAUCUUUCUCUCCUGUAUAUUUGAGGCAAUUUUCUUUGGGUUUGCCAAUAAAU